Molecule: messenger RNA, 183 nt
Organism: Durusdinium trenchii
Lineage: Eukaryota; Dinophyceae; Suessiales; Symbiodiniaceae
Source: the annotation of a GenBank genome assembly
GCCACAGAGCGGUUCGAGCAGGACGCAGCGCUAGAAGUGUCGCUCGCUACGCCUCUGCAUCACUGCCCGAGCUUCAACCAAGCCCUGGCGGUGCUGUGGCUCCAGCGCUUGGGGAUCCAGGCCUUGUUGAAGUGCUGGGCCGAUGUGAACGACGUGACCCGCAAAGAGUCCAAGGAGACGCCG